Mercenaria mercenaria is the source of this 1065-nucleotide messenger RNA. Its product is annotated as alpha-(1,3)-fucosyltransferase fut-5-like. The transcript has a single exon. The record is from RefSeq and is a predicted model, not a curated record. NCBI's taxonomy places the organism in Eukaryota, Metazoa, Mollusca, Bivalvia, Venerida, Veneridae. Gene Ontology annotation, cellular component: membrane. The coding region runs from base 1 to 1065 and encodes 354 amino acids. Gene Ontology annotation, molecular function: alpha-(1->3)-fucosyltransferase activity.
AUGCUUUCCUGCAUAUAUAGCAAUAAACAAGAAUUGAACAGACUGGUAGAUAUGACUGAAACUAAAGAAAACCCUCAGGACACUGUUCAAAGCAAAAAUAUUCAACAGAUACUAUUCAUUAAUAAACCAGCUUGGAUCGACAUUGCAAGAACAAAUGAGUACUUAAGAAACAAAUGUCAUUUUAAAAACUGUGUUAUGACAAAUAAAGUUAACAAUAUACCUCAGAUGUCAGCCGUCGUCUUCAGUACGCCUCACGCACUUAAAUUUGGUUGCCCAUAUUUGAAAAGCAAACGCCCUUAUUCACAAAUCUGGGUCUUUAUGACUUUCGAGGCUCCGUCAGGUAGACCAUCGUGGUACAGAGACCGAGUUUGGAAAAACACCAUGAACUGGUCAUGGGGAUACAGACUUGACUCGGACAUAUUUCGGCCUAUUCAGGUAUUAACUACAAGAAGUGUGUUACCACACCGUGAUUACGAUACUAUAUUUAAACGGAAAAAGAAACUUGCGGCUUGGGUUGUGAGCAACUGUCAUGCUAAGAGCCUUCGAGAUGAAUAUGUACAUGCACUUAUUCGUGAAGGUAUACAGGUUGAUAUAUUUGGUAAAUGUUCAAAGAACAAAUCGAGAGUAAGUCGGGAUGAUAUUCAUCGACUAAUUAAUGAAGACUACAAAUUUUAUUUGUCAUUCGAAAACAAUUUUUGUAAAGAUUAUGUUACAGAAAAAUUUUAUACUUACUUAGGUUUGGACACCAUAUUAAUAGUUCGAGGUGGACUUAAUUAUUCGGAGCAUUUUAAUCAGAACGCAUUUAUUGACACUUCGUCAUUUUCAUCAGUGAAAUCAUUAGCAAGCUAUAUGUUGAAGGUCAGUCAGGACAUGAAACUAUACACCAGGUAUUUACGAAACAAAGACAUAUAUAAUAUUGCAGAUUCAAAUUACAAUAGCAUGUAUGAAUCAGAAUGUAGACUGUGUGAAAAGAUAAAUAACAAAGAACGGUAUGAAAAGACAUAUGAAGACAUUGCAACAUACCUACAUAACGGUACAUGUUUUAAUCCAGAUAUAAUAGUUUAA